Messenger RNA from Acanthosepion pharaonis, 1176 nucleotides. Lineage: Eukaryota; Metazoa; Mollusca; Cephalopoda; Sepiida; Sepiidae. The record is from the annotation of a GenBank genome assembly.
AUGUGUUUUCUUUCCCCCCCGUGUGACAUCCGAGUUUCUCUUUCUUUCUUUCUUUCUUUCUUUCUUUCUUGCAUUGUCUGUUUCUUUCAUUCUUUAGUCGAGUGUCGUUUUCUUCUUUUUAUUUAUUAUUUUAAUUAUUUUGUUGAUUCUCUCCAUUCUUUCUUUCUUUCUUUCUUUCUUUCUUUCUUUCUUUCUUUCUCGAUUCUCUCAUUUCCUUUUCUUUCUUUUCUCGAUUCUUUCUUUCUUUCUUUCUUUCUUUCUUUCUUUCGUUGGUUGAUUCCCUCAUUCUUUUUUCUCUCUUUUGUCCAUUCUUCCUUUCUUUCAUUACAUUCUUUCUUUUAUGAAUUAUUUCCUUCCUACCCCUCUUCCUUCCUUUCUUGCUUUCCUUCUUUCUUUCUUUCUUUCUUUCUUUCUUUUUGUCUUUCCUUCUUUUUUUUCCUUCCUUCCUUUCCUUCGUUCUUUCUUUCUUUGGUCGAUUCUCUCACUUCUUUUUCUUUCUUUUUUAUCGUCUGUUUCUUUCUUUCCAAUCAUUCUUGUUUCUUUUUUUCUUCAUCGAAUUUCUCCCAUCUUUCCUUUAUAGAUUUUCUCGUUUUCUUCUUUUUCCUUUCAUUUAUCCUUUCACUUCUUAUUUCUUCCAUUAUGUUAUCAUAUAUUGUUUUUUUUUUAUUUCCCAUUCCUUUUCUUUCCUAUUGCUACUUGCAAGUUUUCUUCAUUUUCACCCACACUUUUACACUUUUCUCGAACCUCCUUUUAAAACUUCCUUCUUUUUUAUUCUUCUUUUCUUUUGUGCUUUCUUUUCUUCUUCUUACAUAUAAUCCAUUUUCCGUUUAUCUGUUUUCCACACAUUUUGUCAUUUUUUUAUUAUUUUGUUAUCGUUGGACAAUUCUUUUCCAGCUACUUUUCUUUUCUUUCUUUUUUUUUUUUUUUUUUUUUGUCAUUUGUCGCUUCUCACUUUUUACUUCCGUUUUGGCAGAUGAUUGCUUUCUCAUUUUUCCUUGUCUAUUUUUUCUUUUUGUUUCAUUUUUCAAUUCAUUCUUUCUUUUUUUUUCUGUCAAUACUUUUCUUUUUCUUUCUCCCUUCUUUCUUUCUUUUUCAUUAGUUGAUUACGUCAUUCUUUUUCCUUUCUUUCAUCCAUUCUUUCUUUUAUUUACUUUCUUUCAUUUCUUGAUUGCCUAA